Molecule: messenger RNA, 1345 nt
Organism: Neofelis nebulosa (Clouded leopard)
Lineage: Eukaryota; Metazoa; Chordata; Mammalia; Carnivora; Felidae
Gene: NIP7
Product: nucleolar pre-rRNA processing protein NIP7
Exons: 5
Coding region: 81-623 (180 amino acids)
Biological process (GO): ribosomal large subunit biogenesis; ribosome assembly
Cellular component (GO): preribosome, large subunit precursor; nucleolus; nucleus
Molecular function (GO): RNA binding
Source: RefSeq, a predicted model, not a curated record
UUGCCAGGGAGCGGCUGGCGGCUGACUUCCGUUUCCGGACGCUGAGGCACGCGGAUUCGGUGUUGCAACCCAGCGGGAAAAUGCGGCCUUUGACUGAAGAAGAGACCCGCGUAAUGUUUGAGAAGAUAGCGAAAUACAUCGGGGAGAACCUUCAGCUGCUGGUCGACAGGCCCGACGGCACCUACUGUUUCAGGCUGCACAACGACCGGGUGUACUACGUGAGCGAGAAGAUCCUGAAGUUGGCCGCCAACAUCUCUGGGGACAAGCUGGUGUCUCUGGGGACCUGCUUCGGAAAAUUCACGAAGACUCACAAGUUCCGGUUGCACAUCACAGCUCUGGAUUACCUUGCACCCUAUGCCAAGUAUAAAGUCUGGAUAAAGCCUGGAGCAGAGCAGUCCUUCCUGUAUGGGAACCAUGUGUUGAAAUCUGGACUGGGUCGAAUCACUGAAAAUACCUGUCAGUACCAGGGAGUGGUGGUGUACUCCAUGGCAGACGUCCCUCUGGGUUUUGGGGUGGCAGCAAAGUCUACACAAGACUGCAGGAAAGUAGACCCCAUGGCGAUUGUGGUAUUUCAUCAAGCAGACAUUGGGGAAUAUGUGCGGCAUGAAGAGACAUUGACUUAAAACGAAAUCAUCGCAAGGACUUGUGGCUGUGUGGAAGGGCCUAGCUUUGUUUCCUGUGUCUGUGUAGGCUCCAUCAUCAUGUUGAAUUUUGUCAACACUGACUUCUUCAGGGACUUCUUAGUUUAAUAUUCUCUCUAUUGCGAUUGAAUGCAGGCUGGAUUCUUAAGUGGAAAUGGUUCAAAAAUGGCAUUUCAGAUCUUUGUGUUUGUGACUAAAUAGAAUGCUGUGUUUUAUAUUUGAAUCAGAAGGCUUCUUGUCUCGAGUAACAGGUUCUAAGUCGUUGGAACUGAGGACAAGAAUAGCUAGCUUAUUGUUAUCUGUGAUAACGCCGUUUUCAAACUCAUGAUAAGAACACAAAGGAUUUUUUCAUUGUUUAUAUGAUGAAAGUUAGAUAUUGCCAUAUGAGAAUGGUAGGCCAUGUGUUGGAUUUUAUGAAUGAAAUUUGGAUAAAAUAAUAAGAGCAAUUUGUCCUGCCAGUUUUCUAUACGGUGGGUGUUGUGUGGUAUGGAAGAAAAUCUUGGAUCUAAACCCCAGUUCUGACACCUACCAGCUGUAUGGCCUUAGAAGUCAUUAUACUUUAAUAAGCUUAAUUUUCUUCUUCAAAAAAAAACAGCUUUAACCUAAAGAUGGUUUUUAGGAUUAGAAGUCACGUUUGUAAAGCACUUAAGCACAGUGCCUGGCAAAUGAUAGGUGUUAAAUGGUAAAAUUAUUUUUAUAUUGCA